Alnus glutinosa is the source of this 817-nucleotide messenger RNA. RefSeq names its product nucleoid-associated protein At4g30620, chloroplastic-like. The record is from RefSeq and is a predicted model, not a curated record. Gene Ontology annotation, molecular function: DNA binding. The coding region runs from base 125 to 697 and encodes 190 amino acids. The transcript is spliced from 7 exons. NCBI's taxonomy places the organism in Eukaryota, Viridiplantae, Streptophyta, Magnoliopsida, Fagales, Betulaceae.
CCUUGUUCUUAAUAUUUCUUCAUUCACUUUCCAUGAAAGAGUUGUUGUGUUGUGAGUACCGGGGUUUGUUUUUCUAGUCCUCGCCCGACCCUCCAACCAUCUCUCUUUCUUUUUGUCUAUCAAGAUGUCUCCGACAGCUGCUUUAACCUCACAAGCUUCCAACUGGCAUCGCCCCCUCGGUGACUCCAAAAAACCAAUCUCCUUUUUUCACUUAUAUGCAAAUCCAGCUGGCCCUUCUAUUUUAUCAUGGCCUAGUAGGAAGACUGAAAAGACACCAAGAUCUGUCCGUUUGUAUGGUUUAUUUGGAGGGAAAAAGGAAAAUAAUGAAAAGAGUGAUGAUGCGUCAUCAAAGGCAGGAAUACUGGGUAAUAUGCAAAAUCUAUAUGAAACUGUCAAGAAAGCCCAAAUGGUAGUCCAAGUUGAAGCAGUGCGUGUGCAGAAAGAGCUUGCUACGGCAGAGUUUGAUGGUUAUUGUGAAGGUGAGCUAAUUAAGGUAACUCUUUCUGGUAACCAGCAACCUUUGCGCACUGAGAUAACUGAGGCUGCAAUGGAAUUAGGAGCCGAAAAACUCUCUCUUUUGGUUACCCAAGCAUACAAGGACGCAUACCAGAAAAGUGUCCAGGCAAUGAAGGAGAGAAUGAGCAAUCUUGCCCAGAGUUUAGGAAUGCCACAAGGCCUCGGCGAGGGAUUGAAAUGAUUUAGAGAUUUUGAGCGCUGCAUUUGUUUAUAUUGUUACAAAAAAAGCCAAGAUAUUAGUAGUGACAGGUGAGUUUCAAUUUUCAUGGAUUUUUUUCUUCUUCGAUGAAUAAAAGAAUAA